CCCAGCGCUGCACUUGGAAAUAAACUUUUGUUUGCGUCCCGGACGCGUCUGUGAAGAUGCCAGGGUUGAUUAUUUCUCCAGGGAUUGACCAUUUCACUCACUAACUAACGUUUGUUUCUUUUUUUUCCUCUUCUUUUGUUUUCUUGAACUGGAUCAUCAUGUUGCGGAUUUUGGUAGAAUCUGCUACAGGUCUGCCAAAAAAGAAAGUUGGAAGUCCUGAUCCAAUCGCGACAGUGGUGUUUAGAGAUGAAAAGAAAAAAACAAAUGCUAUUGAUAGUGAGGUGAAUCCGGUAUGGAACGAGGUCCUUGAGUUUAACCUAAAUGGAGCUGCGCUAGAACCCAACUCCCACAUUGAUGUGAUUGUGAAAGACUCUGAGACCUUUGGGAAAGAUAAAUUCAUCGGGUCAACAAGAAUUCCUUUGAGAGAACUUGCCUCUGGCCAACUGAGAUCACUCCCGGCCAAAAAUGUGCAUUUGCUUGACGAGAACAGCCACAAUAUCGGCGCGACUAUGAACCUCGUCAUUGGGUAUGAUCCUCCACCCAAUGCCAACCCAAAUGCAGACGAAUCCCACGAUGGUGAUUCCCCUGUGGAUUCCGGCAGUGGAGAGCAAGGUGACGAGACGGCACCCGACGGGGCCCCGAGCGGUUCUGCGACCGGCCCCUCCGCUCCCGGUCAGUCUGUUAGCCUCCGCAGGCGGAUAGCAAGGUCGCAGAAUCGACACCGGCUUGUCAACAAACCUCAGGACUUCCAGAUCCGCGUCCGCAUCAUCGAGGCCCGUCAGUUGCCAGGCAACAACAUCAAGCCGGUGGUCAAGGUCCAGGCGUGCGGACAGACCCACAGGACAAGGAUUAAGCGGGGAAACAACCCCUUCUUUGACGAGAUGUUUUUCUACAAUGUCCACAUGCUUCCGUCAGACCUUUUUGAACAGAACAUCAGUAUUCGGGUUUAUAAUUCCUACUCCCUGAGGGCUGACAGUCUCAUGGGAGAAUUUAAGCUUGACGUCGGCUAUGUGUAUGACGAAGCAGGCCACUGUGUCAUGAGGAAGUGGCUGCUCCUGAAUGAUCCGGAUGACUCCAGCUCUGGAGCGAAAGGAUACCUGAAAGUCAGUCUGUUCGUGGUCGGGAUCGGCGAUGAGCAGCCGUCGGAGAAGAGGGAAUCCGACGAAGACCAAGAUGACAUCGAAAGCAACCUGUUGCUUCCAGCUGGUGUCACUUUACGAUGGGCCACGUUAUCGCUGAAGGUGUUUAGAGCGGAAGACAUCCCGCAAAUGGACGAUGCCUUCAUCCAGUCACUGAAGGAGGUUUUUGGCGGAAAUGAGAAUAAGAAGAACCUGGUUGAUCCUUUCAUCGAGGCCCGUUUUGCCGGGAAAAAGCUAUGUACUCAGAUCAUCGAGAGGAACGCUAACCCGGAGUGGAACCAAGUGUUGAAUCUUCAGGUCAAGUUCCCCUCCAUGUGCGAGCGUGUCAAAUUGACGGUCUUUGAUUGGGAUCGCGUGACUGGGAAUGAUGCUGUUGGUACUACGUACCUCAACUUGGCCAAAAUAGCCUCCUCUGGGGGCGAAAUUGAAGCCGGAACGGGCGAGUCGGAGAUUGGUUUCCUCCCCGUCUUUGGUCCCUGCUAUAUCAAUCUCUAUGGCAGUCCCAGAGAGUUCACUGGACUACCCGACCCUUAUGAAGAUCUCAAUUUGGGAAAGGGUGAAGGCGUGGCCUACAGGGGCAGGGUCCUGGUCGAAAUGUCUACUAAGUUAGAAGGCAAAGUUGACAAAGCAGUAGACAGCAUCCCGAGUGAUGAUAUCUUGGUGGUGCAGAAGUACCAGAGGAGAAGGAAAUACUGCCUCUGUGCAGUCUUCCACAGUGCUUCCAUGAUCCAGGAACCAGGCGAGCCAAUUCAGUUUGAGGUCAGCAUCGGUAACUAUGGCAACAAACUGGACAACACCUGCAAACCGCUGGCCUCCACCACUCAGUAUAGUUGCGCUGUGUUUGAUGGUAACCACUACUAUUACUUGCCGUGGGCGGGCACCAAGCCAGUAGUUGUGGUGACGUCAUUCUGGGAGGACAUCAGCCACCGCAUGGACACGGUCAACAUCAUCCUUUACAUCUAUCGCCGCUUGCAAUCUAACCUGGAGGUCUUCAGAACAACGGUCUCGGCGAAGGCACCCGACAAGCAAAUGUCUGGCAUAUGGGUGAAGUUGCUGACUCGGCUGAUUGAAGACAUAGCAAAUUUCCCAACACCGGAGCUGGAGGGCCGCUCCAACCUGACAUCCUUGGACAUCCAACUCAAGAAGCUGCGAGACAAUGGCCUGAAGGGCAUCCAGCAGGCAGCCAUACGCAUGAGACAAGAGGCCCAAGACAUUGCCGACACUCUGGCCGACAUCGAGUCGUGGGCGGACAAACUCGCAGCGCUUGCGGAAGAGCCUCAGAACAGCAUGCCCGACGUGAUCAUCUGGAUGCUGCGCGGCGAGAGGAGGGUGGCCUACAGCCGCGUACCAGCUCACCAAAUCCUCUACUCCACAUACUGUGAGGAGGCUUGUGGGCACCACUGUGGCAAAACCCAGACUAUAUUUUUAAAGUACCCCAUGGACAAGGACAAAGGCUUGAAGGUGCCUGUUCAGAUCCGAGUCAACAUGUGGCUGGGUUUAUCUGCACAUGAAAAGAAGUUCAACUCCUUCUCCGAGGGAACUUUCAGUGUGUUUGCAGAGCUGUACGAGAACCAAGCCAGUAUGUUUGGAAAGUGGGGAACCACAGGACUGGUGGGGCGCCAUAAAUUCUCUGACGUAACAGGCAACCUCAAGCUGAAAAAGGAGUAUUUCAUGCCCCCCAGAGGAUGGGAGUGGGAGUCGGAGUGGUUUAUUGACCCGGAGAAAGCUCUCUUAACGGAGGCCGACGCAGGACACACUGAAUUCAUGGAUGAGGUUUUCCAAAAUGAGACCCGCUUCCCCGGUGGAGAGUGGAAAUCAGCCUCGGAGCCCUUCACCGACGUGAAUGGUGAGAAGAGCCGGAAUCCACGGGAGUUUGAUUGUCCUCCCGGUUGGGCGUGGGAGGACGAGUGGACAGUUGAUGACAACAGAGCUGUGGAUGAUCAAGGUUGGGAAUAUGGACUGACCAUUCCGCCGGAUGACAAGCCCCGGUCCUGGGUGCCGGCAGAGAAGGUCUACCAUGUCCAUCGUCGGCGACGGGUGGUUCGACCUCGCAGGAGAGCCGCUCUUCCCGCAGGUGCAACCGCAGAGAGGCGGGACCAGGGCGACCCGGAGGGUUGGGAAUUCUCUUCGCUGAUCGGCUGGAAGUUCCACCGGAAGGAACGGUCGUCGGAUACAUUUCGUCGGAGGCGUUGGAGGAGAAAGAUGGCGCCGGAAGACCGCUUGGGAGCGUCGGCCAUCUUCAAACUGGAGGGUGCACUGGGUGUUGAUACGGAGGAGAAAGAGAAAAGCUCCAAGGGCGAUGUCACAAAGAUGUUUGGUGCAAACACACCCACCGUGUCCUGCUCCUUAGACAGGUCAUGUAUGUAUCACCUGCGUGUUUAUGUCUAUCAAGCAAGAAACAUGACAUCGAUGGACAAAGACAGUUUUUCUGAUCCGUACGCCCAUGUCUCCUUCCUGCAUCUAAGUAAGACAACAGAGAAGCUGCGUGCCACGUUAAACCCAACCUGGGACCAAACCCUGAUUUUCAACCAUGUGGAAAUUUACGGCGACCCGCAGGCUCUUGCGCAACAUCCACCGGAUGUUGUCAUCGAGUUCUACGACCAUGACCAAGUGGGCAAGGAUGAGCUGCUGGGUCGGUGCGUAUGCGUUCCAUUGGUCAAGUUGAAUCCCAGCAUGGAUCAGAUACCCAAACUGCUAUGGCACCCCAUCAUGCAAAGGGGACGCGAGGAAGGGGAGGCACUUGUGGCCGCUGAACUCAUCCUGAAAGAUAAGUCAGGAGAGUCAGAUCUUCCUCUUGUUCCCCCAAUGAGGGCAGAGAACCUCUACAUGGUUCCGCAGGGCAUCCGCCCCGUUGUGCAGCUCACUGCCGUGGAGAUUCUAGCAUGGGGUCUGAGGAACAUGAAGCCCUUUCAGCUGGCCACCGUGUCCUCCCCCAGCCUGGUGGCGGAGUGCGGCGGGCAGAGGGUGGAAUCGACGGUCAUCAGGAACAUGAAAAAGAGUCCCAACUUCCCCAGCUCGGUGCUCUUCAUCAAAGUGCUUCUACCAAAGGAUGAGAUGUACACGCCUCCGAUCGUGCUGAAGGUGAUUGACCACCGUCCAUUCGGCAGGAAACCGGUGGUGGGCCAGUGCACCAUCACCUCUUUGGGGCAGUUCCGUUGUGACCCAUACGUCAUCACGGCUGCGGGAGCAAUGGCUUCCAAAAUGGCCCUCAUGGCAGCGACUCCAUCCGGACACCUCUCCAUCAAUAUGGAAGAAACGAGAUUACUGUUAGAAACCCAAUUAAUGUGCAGCAUGUCGACUGCUGUCAACAAAAUGACUCCCCCUACCUCCUACUUUCACGUCGAGAAGGAAAAGCAAACGGUGGAUUGGUGGAGUAAAUUCUACGCGUCAGUGGGGGAGAAUCAGAAAUGUGGCCCUUACCUCAAGAAAGGAUAUGACACCCUCACAGUGUAUGAUUGUGAACUAGAAGACAUUCAAGAAUUCAAAGGACUGACAGACUUCUGCAGCACUUUCAAACUGCAACGAGGCAAGAACGAGGAUGGUGACGAUGACCCGAGUGUGGUUGGGGAGUUCAAGGGCUCUUUUAAAGUGUACCCGCUGCCAGAUGACCCCGGUGUCACCCCUCCUCCCCGGCAAUUCCGAGAGCUCCCAGACAGUGGUCCUCAGGAGUGUCUGGUCAGGAUUUACGUGGUCCGGGCCAUCGAUCUGCAGCCGAAAGACAAUAACGGCAGAUGUGACCCAUACAUGAAGAUAACCCUGGGAAAGAACACAAUAGAGGACAGAGACCAUUACCUCCCCAACACAACCAACCCCUUGUUUGGAAGGAUGUUUGAGAUGAAGUGUUUCUUACCCCAAGACAAGGACUUGAAAAUCUCCGUGUACGACUAUGACCUCCUGAGUCGCGACGAGAAAGUCGGGGAGACCGUGAUCGACUUGGAGAACCGCUUCCUGUCCCGCUACAACUCCUACUGCGGCCUCCCGCAGACCUACUGCACUUCUGGAAUCAACCAGUGGCGCGACCAGCUGAAGCCAUCCGAGAUCUUGGACAACCUAGCUCGUCUGAAAGGCUUUUCCAAACCUAGGAGUGAGGACAACGGCACUUCGCUCACCUUCAACGGAAAACAAUACACUCUGGCUCACUUUGAGGGCAAAAAGGAGAUUCAUGAGCACUUGGGUCCAGCCUGUGAGCGUCUGUGUCUGCACAUCCUGCGAACGCAGGGACUGGUGCCUGAGCAUGUGGAGACCAGGACACUUUACAGCAGCUUUCAGCCCAAUCUGUCCCAGGGAAGGCUUCAGAUGUGGGUGGACGUUUUCCCCAAAAGCAUGGGCGCACCCGGCCCACCCUUUGACAUCACCCCACGCAAGGCCAAGAAACAUUUCCUGCGCGUCGUCAUUUGGAACACAACGGACGUGAUUCUGGAUGAAACGAGCGUCACCGGAGAGCACAUGAGCGACAUUUACGUCAAAGGUUGGAUGCCAGGAAUGGAGGAGGACAAGCAGAGGACCGACGUCCACUACAGGUCUCUCGACGGAGACGGCAACUUCAACUGGAGGUUCGUCUUUGAGUUCGACUACCUUCCCGCAGAACAACUUUGCCUCGUCUCCAAGAAGGAGCACUUUUGGAGUCUGGACAAAACAGAGUUCAGGAUCCCGCCGAAGCUGACGAUCCAGAUAUGGGACAAUGACAAGUUCUCACUGGAUGAUUAUCUCGGAACGCUGGAGCUCUAUUUGCACAACUUGAUUCCGCCCGCAAAGACACCAGAGAAGUGUACACUGUCCAUGAUGGAUAACGUGGAGACCGACGUGCCCCACAAGCCCGAAGCUGCCAAGUGCUUGUUUACCCAGAAGUCAGCGAGGGGCUGGUGGCCCUGUUCCAUUGAGCGGCAUGGGCACAAGACCCUCGGGGGCAAAGUAGAGAUGACUCUGGAAAUUCUCAGCGAGGAUGACGUGGAUGAAAAGCCGGCAGGAAAAGGCAGAGAUGAACCCAACAUGAACCCGAAACUGGACCUUCCCAAGCGCCCCGAAACAUCCUUCUUUUGGUUCACCAACCCGUGCAAGACCAUGAAGUUUAUCGUGUGGCGACGGUUCCGCUGUCUCUUCAUUGGACUCAUCGUUCUCACCAUUGUGCUCCUCUUCCUCGCCAUCUUGCUGUACUCUCUACCGAAUUACAUCUCAAUGAAGAUAGUGAAGCCACUCAAAUAAAACGGACGACCGCCAAGGUGCAGUGGACCUGUAAAGGACGAUGGAAAUGUCCAAAGGAUCAAAAUGCAGUAAUGUCAAACUAUCUCACUGUCUUUUUAAUCGCACGUCAUCUUAUCUUAAACAAUUGUGAAUGGGAAGGGAUGCUUGCUUGUUUGCACUAUUUCAACAUUCUGCCAUGCACAAAACUGUGAUUAAGUCAACAGGAAUGGUGAUUAACUUUUCCACAUGAACACUGGUAUCACUCAGUGGGUUACAAACACAACACUUUUUAAAAAAUCAUACAUUUAUUAUUUUUCUUUAAAUUAGAAAUAAAGAUUUUUACACAUUGAACUGCAGUGUAAUCAGCCAAAAAUUGUGAUAUUGGCUUAAUCAGAUGUGCUCCACAUUUAACAUGUUCCCGCAAGUGCUUUUGUAUUAUUGUUAAUAAAAAACUAUGAAGCUAUGUUAA
This is a messenger RNA of Hippocampus comes (tiger tail seahorse), 6789 nucleotides long. RefSeq names its product myoferlin-like. The record is from RefSeq and is a predicted model, not a curated record. Gene Ontology annotation, cellular component: membrane. The transcript is spliced from 54 exons. Bases 159 to 6341 code for a protein of 2060 amino acids. Gene Ontology annotation, biological process: plasma membrane organization. Lineage: Eukaryota; Metazoa; Chordata; Actinopteri; Syngnathiformes; Syngnathidae.